AAGUCAAACACUUCUCAAGUGUCCAGGACAGUGUGAUGUAUUUUCGGAUGAUGCGUGCAGAUCCCAGUAGGGUGGCCUUUUGCAGUUGGCAGAUUGUAAUUUUGUCAAUGUCUAUUGUUUCCAAAUUAUUAUUAUUUGAAACACAAGAUGAGUCCACCAGCAGACACUCUGUUGGCUGUUGAAUUGGAUCACUAUUGGGUUGGAUUAUUAUUAUUAUUAUACAGACACUGAGAACUGGGAGCCCCUGGCCCUUGAACUGGAGAUCAGCUGUGACGAGCAGUGCUGUGGAAUUCGAAGAGGCAUGAAUAGAGGACGAAAGGGAGAAACGUGCCAAGAGGAUACACAUGAAAUCCAUCCGUAGAUAUGACAGAUAGAUAGUAUACAUAUGGUUAUAUGAUUUUUUUUAUUUAUCGUAUCAGUCUCUCAUCUGGUCUCAGCCAGGUUCCCGUUUUUAGCCUGCCACUUUUGGACUCUUGCUUGCUGAGCGUAUCUCUAGAGCAGUUACUCUCUAUGGGCACAUGUAUAUCUGUUUGUGUAUAUAUGUAUGCUUAUCUGUGUAUGUAUAUUUGUGUAUAUGUUCAAGUAUAUCUGUAUAUAUGUAUUUGUGAAUGUAUAUCUGCGCUCUAACUGGAGGUCAGCUGUGACCGGCAGUGCUGUGGAAUUCGAGGAGGCAUGGAUAGAGGGCAAAAGGGAGAAACGUGCCAAGAGGAUGCACACCAAAUCCAUCCGUAGAUAUGACAGAUAGAUAGUAUACAUAUGGCUAUAUGAUUUUUUAUUUAUUGUAUCAUUCUCUCAUCUGGUCUCAGCCGGGUUCCCGUUUUUAGCCUGCCACUUUUGGACUCUUGCUUGCUGAGAGUAUCUCUGUAUAUUUUAGAGCAGUUACUCUCUAAGGAAAAUGGAAUGUUUGAGGACAGUAAAAGAGAUUUAAAGAUGGGUCUGAGAACUGGGAGGCCCUGGCCCUUGAGCGCUCUAAGUGGAGGUCAGCUGUGACCAGCAGUGCUGUGGAAUUCGAAGAGGCAUGAAUAGAGGACGAAAGGGAGAAACGUGCCAAGAGGAUACACACCAAAUCCAUCCACAGAUAUGACAGAUAGAUAGUAUACAUAUGGUUAUAUGAUUUUUUUAUUUAUCGUGUCAAGUCUCUCAUCUGGUCUCAGGCGGGUUCCCGUUUUUAGCCUGCCACUUUUGCUUGCUCCAGCAGCACUCUCUCCUGGCGUUUCGCCUGCAUCGCCUCCUUGAGGAACCAACCUGGGCACAUGUGUAUCUGUUUGUGUAUAUAUGUAUGCUUAUCUGUAUAUUUGUGCAUAUGUGUAAGUAUAUCUGUAUAGGUAAAGGUAAAGGUUUUCCCCUGACGUUAAGUCCAGUCUUGACCAACACUGGGGGUUGGUGCUCAUCUCCAUUUCUAAGCCGAAGAGCCGGCAUUGUCCGUAGACACCUCCAAGGUCAUGUGGCUGGCAUGACUGCAUGGAGCGCCGUUAUCUGUAUAUGUGUAUUUAUAUUUAUGUAUUUGUGUAUGUAUAUCUGGGCUCUAACUGGAGGUCAGCUGUGGCCAGCAGUGCUGUGGAAUUCGAAAAGGCACGAAUAGAGGGCGAAAGGGAGAAACGUGCCAAGAGGAUUCACACCAAAUCCAUCCAUAGAUAUGACAGAUAGAUAGUAUACAUAUGGUUAUAUGAUUUUUUAUUUAUUGUAUCAGUCUCUCAUCUGGUCUCAGCCGGGUUCCCGUUUUUAGCCUGCCACUUUUGGACUCUUGCUUGCUGAGCGUAUCUCUAGAGCAGUUACUCUCUAAGGAAAACGGAAUGUUUGAGGACAGGAAAAGAGAUUUAAAGAUGAGACUGAGAACUACAAAUUCUACCAACAUUCUAUAGCUUUAGAACGGGUUCCCGUUUUUAGCCUGCCACUUUUGGACUCUUGCUUGCUGAGCGUAUCUCUGUAGAUUUUAGAGCAGUUACUCUCUAAGGAAAAUGGAAUGUUUGAGGACAGUAAAAGAGAUUUAAAGAUGGGUCUGAGAACUGGGAGGCCCUGGCCCUUGAGCGCUCUAAGUGGAGGUCAGCUGUGACCAGCAGUGCUGUGGAAUUCGAAGAGGCAUGGAUAGAGGGCGAAAGGGAGAAACGUGCCAAGAGGAUUCACACCAAAUCCAUCCAUAGAUAUGACAGAUAGAUAGUAUACAUAUGGUUAUAUGAUUUUUUUAUUUAUCGUAUCAGUCUCUCAUCUGGUCUCAGCCAGGUUCCCGCUUUUAGCCUGCCACUUUUGGACUCUUGCUUGCUGAGCGUAUCUCUAGAGCAGUUACUCUCUAUGGGCACAUGUAUAUCUGUUUGUGUAUAUAUGUAUGCUUAUCUGUGUAUGUAAUCCAUCCAUAGAUAUGAUAGAUGCAUAUGAUGAUAGGAUAGAGAUCUCUAGAGUUGGGACCAUCCGAGCUCUCCGGACAGAUGGCCAGGCAGAAGGCAGGCAGUAGCGUAGAGGCCUGGGGCGGGAAGAGAACAGAGGGAGAGCAGAGCAGGGCAGGGCGAGGCAGAGGGCGUGCCGUCCCCUUUCCCCGGGAUAAGAGGCCUGUCCGGAGAGAGCUGCAGGCGGACAGGGCAGGGCAGGGAUGGCGGCCUCGCUCGUCCUGCUCUCGGCUCUGCUGCUCUUGAUCCUACUGCUUUGGGGCUGCUGCCGGUGGGCGCUGGGCCCGGAGCGGCUGCUGCGUGGGCCCGAGGCGGUGGGCUACCUGCCGGAGCCGGGAUGGAGCCGUGCCCAGUCUGCCCGCCGAGCACGAAGGGCCCGCCAAGCAGGACACCCUCGCCCGCCACCCUUCCCAAACGGGUGGUUCUGCCUCUUGCAAGCCGACAGCCUCGCGCCUGGACAGACAAGAGCCCUCGCCGCCCUCGGGGAGAACUUUGCCGUCUUCCGGGACACAGAGGGGCGAGUGCACGUGGUGGACGCCUACUGCCCUCACUUGGGGGCCCACCUGGCCGUGGGGGGCCGCGUGGUGGGCAGCUGCAUCGAGUGUCCCUUCCACGGCUGGCAGUUCCACGGAGAAGAUGGGCGCUGCACCCGCAUCCCCUACGCCGAGAAGGUGCCCACGUUUGCAAAGGUCAAAGUGUGGCCCUCGUGCGAAGUGAGCGGCAUGAUCCUGGUCUGGUACCACUGUGACGGCCUGGGCCCCACCUGGCAAGUCCCGGAGCACCAGGAGAUGCUGUCGCACGAGUGGGUCUUCCGUGGCAUCACCGAACACUACGUCAGCGCACACAUUGAGGAAAUCCCAGAGAACGCAGCUGACGUGGCCCACCUGGCCUUUCUCCACGGGCCCUCCAUCCUGAGCGGAGUGGACCUCCGGUACAGCAACACACCGUUCUGGGCCUUCUUCAAGCAUUACUGGCAGGCGCAAUGGCAGGCGGAGCCAGAGCCGGAGGCACACUGUUCCACAUUGUUCAUGAAGCACCACGUCACCGUGUUUGGCAAGCGCCUCCGCCUCCUCGACCUGACCGUGCACGUCAAGCAGGUGGGGCCUGCCCUGGUCUUCAUUGUCUUUGAGCACCCGUUCCUGGGCCGGGGGGUCAUCAUCCAGAGCGUGACCCCCGUGGAGCCCCUCCUGCAGCAGGUGGUCCACCGGAUGUACUACCAGCGCAACAUCCCGGCCGUCGUGCCCAGGUUCAUCCUCUGGGGGGAGCGUGUACAGUUUGAGCGGGAUGUGAUGAUCUGGAACAACAAGCAGUAUCGCUCCAAGCCACUGCUGGUGAAGGAGGACGGGCCGAUCCAGAGGCACCGGCGCUGGUACGCCCAGUUCUACAGCGAAAACAGUGUGCCAAGUGGCCCAGCUGACGGCUUGGACUGGUGAUGUCCUUGGGCCUCUCUUCUGGGCUUUCCCCGAUCCAGUGGAGGAGGAGCUCGGGUGGCCAAGGCAGGGACCCCAUCCAUGGGCUGGAGCUGAACUUCCACCACUGUGUUUUCGACCAACUGACUGUACCGCUUGGGAGGCCACUGGGUCUUCCGGGAAAGCCUUGCGAUACUUGGGGUGCUGCUGCUUCCGCUCUCUGCUUGUGGUUGCUCCUUCUCGGGCCUUUGUGACCCCAAGCUUUGAAGGGAGUGCCAGGAAUCCCCCCGGCGUUGAACCAAGAGGGGCUUUGUGCGUGUGGUUCUGUGGGCAGGGGGCUGCGGACACUACAAGGCGGAGGGCAGGUGGCCUCUUGGGAAGGGCCAGGGUUUGCGUCCUCAGACCAAGAGAAGCAAAGGGCUCCCUGCAGCCUCCAGCCUUUCGGCCACAUUUGUAGAAAGGCUGAAACCGGGGCCGAAGCCUUCAAGACUCCGAGAAGCCACCCAAGUGCCUUUCGAGGGUGGACACUGUGGCCCUUGGACAGUGAAGACGGGCGUUUUGGGUGCCGCAAAUAAAUCUCAGGAGUGGCCAGGCCCCCUCUUUCAUUGCCUUGGCCUCACAAAUGGGAUGCAUGGGGAGUAUUGCGCUGACCUGUUAUUCCCUGUGAUGUCUGCAUUUUGGCCACUCGGUCAAGCUCUUGCAUUUCCUUCCUUGGAACAAAAAAAGGUAAUCCCACCCCCCAGAUUUCUGCCUGCCCCCCCCCCCCCCCGUCCCCCACAGAGAACACAGGAGCCAAGAGUUCCUUGUUUAUUAUUAACACACAGCAAGCGUGACAGUAGAUAACUUUCCUCUUUUUAAAUACAGUACAUGGAUGCGCAGGAGGGCCGGCGCCCGCUGCCGCCCACCGCCCCUCCCUCCUCGAUCACGACGACAAGCCAGUGGCGGCCGUUUUUAUAAAAAUAGUGUGUCGCUACAAAAGUAUAAAUUAAUGCUACCGGUAUUAAGAAAUAUUAAACACAGUAAAACUUAUAAGGAUUAAGAAAAAUAUUCAUUAAUACCUGUAGAAAACUCUGGCCUAAAAAAUAUUCUUGUAUAUAUUUUUAAAACUUUUUUUUCUGUAAUUUUUUUUUUAAGAUGACUUUUAGAUUUCUGUAACUCCCUCGGGGAGGGGGGGGGCUGGCGAAGGCGCCCUUGGUAUUGCCGGGAACGGGGUCAGGUGGCUCAGGUGGGAGAGGGCACAGGGGUGGGGUCUCCUUCCAAGGCCCCCUCACCUCGCCCCACAGAAACAGGACAUGCACACGGGGAAGGAGGGAGAGGCUGCUCCGGGUCUCAUUCUCACGAAGGGCCCUUUCCCUGCAAAUGGUCAACCAGUCUCCUGCAAAGGCAGUGAUGACCAUGGGGCUGGGGAAGGGGGUAGGAGGCGAGGGGGCCACUGGGCUGCCCCACGCUCUUCUCUUCAUUGGGUCCGCCUUCGGUGGAUUCGGGAAAGCCCACCCCAUCAGGGUCCCCCGCAGGGGCAGCUAGGGCCGUAAAGGGCACCCCAGGCUGCCGAGGGGGCGCAGGCCCUUUCCCUUUGACUCUGGGUUGGGGGCAGAGAGUGGAGCGCUCACAUUCUCUCCCAAACCUCUCUGUGGGGAGAAAGGUGCUUUCUGGAUGGAGCACCGUCUUGCUUCUGAACAUGUUCUCUGAACAUCUGAAUGUUCUGCCUUGAGCCCCAGCCUACCUUCUCAAGGGCCUCACACCACUGGGUGAAUGGGUUGGACCCUCUCCCCACUCUUGUGGGGUUCCCUUUAGGCCCAGCCCCCCAGAAAAGCCCCUUUGCGGGGCAAGGGGUGUCUGCUGGAGAAGCCAGUCCCCCCAAGAGCAUGGUUUCCUGUUUGAGGGAAUGCCCUGUCCCCGCUCCCCAGUUUGGCCUGUCAGUUCCAGUGUGUGAAUGGGGCGGCCCUCCCAGCACUCGCCUCCCAUGAAAGCCCACACUCCGAGUUGCUCAGUGCAGAGAUGAGCAUGAGGUUUUCCAGCCCCCCCCCCCCCCCCCCCC
Messenger RNA from Anolis carolinensis (green anole), 5828 nucleotides. Its product is annotated as cholesterol 7-desaturase nvd. Gene Ontology annotation, molecular function: 2 iron, 2 sulfur cluster binding; oxidoreductase activity. Bases 2585 to 3814 code for a protein of 409 amino acids. The record is from RefSeq and is a predicted model, not a curated record. Gene Ontology annotation, biological process: cholesterol metabolic process. Lineage: Eukaryota; Metazoa; Chordata; Lepidosauria; Squamata; Anolidae. The transcript is spliced from 8 exons.